CGUCUCCCUAUCUACCGCGUCUCGGUGCUGCGAACGGUAGGAAAUUGGCGGAGCCGUAUGCGUCCCGCAGCUGAUGAGCCACUAAGAAGCAUCUUUAACGAAACCUGUGGCUGAGUCGACACAGGUCAGCCUUGAACGCGUAGUCUCCUGCGCUGCCCGGGUCGAACUUCCCCUAACCCUCUCCGCCGUUUCUCCGCCCGACUCUCUCGCGCCGACGCAAAAGAAGGGUGAAACUUCUGUACGACCACGCCGACACCCAUCCCUCCCCUCGAUCCGUGCCAUCUUCGCCGCAACAACCCACACCAAAACCCCCUCUUCCCCCACCGCUGACGAACCACCUACCACUCUCUUCAAAUCAGAUCUACAGAUCCGUCGAGAUAAAGAUCAGGAUGACAGAGAAGUGUCCGAUCGUUCCUGGAUCUACUUCUUGAAUCGAUUUUUUGAUUCGAUCGAGGGUGCGCCUCCCAAGAUCUGGGUCGGCAUCGAUGCUCGAGUUCUAGUCUCGACCGUCUGUGACGAUGGAAGAGAAGAGUAGAGAAGAAGAAGCAGUUGCAGCAGCAGACACUGAAGUUAACGCCGUCGAGGUCGGUAAAGAAGAGGACCACCAUAAGCCAGUUCUGCGCAGGGAUCCUUCGUUCUCGCGGUGGUGCGACGUGAACGGGAUCUUGCGAUCGAAUGCUGCGGCCGAUGCUGGAUCCCCGGAGACCAGCUCGGCGGCCGAAGAAUCCGAAGAGUUCGAACUGCCGUUGCUCCAUCAGGGCAGGUCCGAGGAAGCGGACGCGGAGACCGAGGACCAGAUGAGAUCCCAAAGUUUUCGCCAGAGAAGCAUGUGCUCGGGCAACGCGAAUGACAGUGCAACGAAGUACGCUCCUCUGGACAUCGAGAACGGUGUGCACGUCAGCGAUUCGAUAGCGAAGCUCCAGUCGUUGGAGCAGUCCAAAGAGAGCCCCAUCUCUGCCGUGAUCGUGCUCAAAACUCUGUUCUAUAUACUGGGCUGGUACACCUUCAGCACCUGCUUGACAGUGUACAAUAAAACAUUGUUAGGGGAUCACUUGGGUAAAUUUCCAGCUCCAUUGCUGAUGAAUACAGUUCAUUUUUCCAUGCAAGCCAUUUUAUCCAAUGCCAUUGUGUAUAUUCAGUCUCGGAUUUCUGAAAGCAACAGGAAUACCAUGUCAUGGAAGGAUUACUUCAUCAGAGUUAUCCCGACAGCUAUUGCAACUGCAUUGGAUGUAAAUCUGAGCAAUGAGUCUCUUGUUUUCAUAUCUGUCACUUUUGCAACAAUGUGUAAAUCUGCCUCCCCGAUAUUUCUCCUUGUUUUUGCUUUUGUAUUUAGGUUGGAGACUCCUAGUUUUAAGCUGUUAGGCAUCAUACUUAUCAUUUCUGCUGGUGUUCUGUUAACAGUUGCCAAAGAGACCGAGUUUGAAUUCUGGGGCUUUCUUUUUGUUAUGCUCUCAACUGUAAUGUCUGGUUUCCGCUGGUGCAUGACUCAAAUUCUGUUGCAGAAAGAGGCCUACGGUUUAAAGAAUCCAAUUGCUCUGAUGAGCUAUGUGACACCAGUAAUGGCACUAAUAACUGCAGUCCUCUCUCUCUUAUUGGAUCCAUGGCAAAAGUUCAAGGGAAACAAUUACUUUAAUAGCUCAAAACACAUAAUGCAAAGCUGCCUACUUAUGCUUCUUGGCGGAGCAUUGGCAUUUUUUAUGGUUUUAACUGAAUAUAUUCUCGUGUCAGCAACCAGUGCAGUAACAGUUACAGUAGCUGGCAUUGUGAAGGAGGCUCUGACAAUUAUGGUUGCAGUAUUUUACUUCCACGAUCAAUUUACCUGGUUAAAAGGAUUUGGACUUUUUACAAUUAUGGUUGGGGUCAGUUUGUUUAAUUGGUACAAAUAUCACAAACUGAUGAAAGGUCAGCAAACUGAAAAUGAGGGAACAUAUUCUAGAUCAAUAGAUAGAGCUGCAAAAUAUGUCAUUCUUGAUGAUAUGGAGCUUCAAGAUGCUUGAGUAUCCAUCAUUGUGGGCAACAACAUUGGUAAUGAACUGGUACAUGGAGCCUUCAUAAUGCAUCUUCUGAGGUGUGGUGAGUUGACAUGCGUAGAGUUUAGACAAUGGUUAAAGUUCAUGAAUGCAAAAUUGUAGGAUAUGUAUGUCAAGUUUGGACACUCACUCUACUCGCGCCUGCGUCUUCUAUUCAAAUGUCAUGUGGGAGGCGUGUUAUGUGACGAGCUUUCUGGAAAGUGGUUAUUCUAUGGCAGGGAGCUCACAUGAUUAGAACUUACCGAAAUUGGUUUAUGAUAACAAAACAAAGGUGCAAUGCAACACUUGGUGAUUCCUGCCGCAUUCUUAUUCCUCGGAGCAGAAAGUUGCUUUGGCUUCAGUGAUAUCUGAAGAUGGUGAUUGCAUGUUUUAUUUGUUGAUUUAAUUGAAUAUUUAUUAGUUCCCUGUACUUCUCUCGUCUUUGCUAACCAACAAUGUUCAAAGAUGUAUAGGAUUAGUACAUUUUCCAAGUCAUAAAAGAACAUCUACAUAUUCUAUGUACCAUUCACCCACAUAAUACUUGCUAGUACCAUUCCAUGUUCCGUAGUC
Molecule: messenger RNA, 2579 nt
Organism: Musa acuminata subsp. malaccensis (wild Malaysian banana)
Lineage: Eukaryota; Viridiplantae; Streptophyta; Magnoliopsida; Zingiberales; Musaceae
Product: probable sugar phosphate/phosphate translocator At1g06470
Biological process (GO): UDP-glucose transmembrane transport
Cellular component (GO): endoplasmic reticulum-Golgi intermediate compartment; Golgi apparatus; cis-Golgi network
Molecular function (GO): antiporter activity
Source: RefSeq, a predicted model, not a curated record